This is a messenger RNA of Eriocheir sinensis (Chinese mitten crab), 4906 nucleotides long. It is a transcript of the gene sol, whose product is annotated as calpain-15-like. Gene Ontology annotation, biological process: proteolysis. Gene Ontology annotation, cellular component: cytoplasm. The record is from RefSeq and is a predicted model, not a curated record. The coding region runs from base 182 to 4552 and encodes 1456 amino acids. The transcript has 14 exons. Gene Ontology annotation, molecular function: calcium-dependent cysteine-type endopeptidase activity. Lineage: Eukaryota; Metazoa; Arthropoda; Malacostraca; Decapoda; Varunidae.
GAUGAGUGGGCUGGAGAGGUGUGGCAAGGAGACGCCAUCGUGAUGUAAACAUUGGGAACAAAGAGGUGACUGCCCCUUCCCGUCUUCUUAUUUGACCUGAUUUGACCGCUCACGCUCCUCCUGGACGGUCAAAUUCUCCUCCUGGGGAUGCCAAGGGCCGGAGAAAAGCCGCCCGUCUGUUAUGGCCAGAGGUGGAAGCGUGCCUAGCCAGGAAGACACACCGCACGCCACGCCCACCGCCGCCACCACCAUUACUCGCACCACCACCACCUCCACCAUCACUUCCAUCACCACUACCACCACCGCUCCGACACGUAAGCCCCUCCGUCACUCAGCGUCCUGUGAAAGCACCCGCAGUGAGGAGGGUCGCAAGCGCCACGGGAUCAAGAAGAGUGACUCGCUUGGGGUCGGCAGCAAGUGGCCGUGUCAUGCCUGCCGCUUCCUCAACCUUGCCUCCACCGACCAGUGUGUGAUCUGCGCGCAAUGGAGGACUCGACAGUCGUCCCACCUUGGGUCAGGCCUUCAUCGAUGGUCAUACGUUGGUCCCACAACAGCAACAACAGGUCAGCAGGGAACCCCCAAGGCAGCUUCUAACACCUCAAAAGACAAGUGGAUAUGUCGCAACUGCAAGUUCCUCAAUGUGUGUCAUGCCAGCGAGUGCAUCAUCUGUGGCACAGCGGGUGAGCGCGGCGGCGGUGGGCACUGCCUCCCCUUGGUGCCACGGGAGCUGCUGAGCCCGGCCGGCGCUGGUCAUCAUGGCCCCCCCUCGCGGCAGGCCCUGCAGCGGGUGUUCGCAGCGGCGGCGGCCAUGAGCUCCUCCCCCAGCGUGCUGUCAGCUGCCCCGGCCGUCAAGCUCUCCUGGAAGUGCCAUCGCUGCCGCCACUACAACUCUGCCCACAGCUCCACCUGCUCCUCCUGCGUGAAGCUGGUGGGGCACGGCCAGGGGGCGGGUGGAGGUGGGGGGCUGGUGGGCCUGGCCGCCGCUGUAGCCCCAGUGGAGGAGGUGGAGGGACGCCUCAUGGUGGAGAACAGCCUCUACUUCCUGGGCAACAGUGCCGCUGCCGCUGCCACGGCCCUCGGCUCCCCCGAGGCGGAGUGUAAUCGCUCCCCCAAGAGGCAGGUGCCUUGCGGCCCUCACCUCCGCUGCUCUAAGCUUAGCCGCUCAGAGGCGACUUCGGCCCUGGCCGUCGCCCCACCCCCGCCCCGCCGCUGCCCCGUCCCGGACCUGGACACCAACAAGAACCCCAGCAUCACUGAAGGGGAGGAGGGAGGCGGGGAGGCCUGGGUGUGCAAGCGGUGCACCCUCAGGAACCCACAAGAGUUUGAGUCGUGUGAGGUGUGCGACGCCCCUCGCCGGCCAAACAUACCCACCACACUGCCCCGCCGGCCAGCCGGCCCCACCACCCCAACCCCGGCUGCCGACGUGCUCAAUGGCAACUGUGACCCCAGUGAGAACCACCAGCAGCAACGUCCUGCCCUCAGGAAGUCCAACAGUGACACAACCAACCUGAACGUGGCCGAGUCCCUCGCCAAGUUUGUGGCUGGCCGACUGUCCUCGCCCACCAACCCACCGGCCAUGUCAGGCCCUGCGCAGGCUGGCCCCGAGGGUGGUGAGGCCCUGGAGGUGGCCACUACAGCAAUGAUGGUGGACCUGUCUCGUGCGGCAACCCCGGCAGUGGUUGACCUGACCCGCAAUGCAGCGAGCAAGGCGGCGGCUGCAGCCAGGCAGGGGGAGGAGGAGGAGGAGGAGGAGGAGGAGGAGUUUUCCCUGGCGGAGGCGGACAUGUGGGCGUGUGCCUUCUGCUCUUUCGCCUACAACCCUUCCUGGUCUGAGAGCUGUGACGUGUGCGGCGGUCAGCGGCGGGCUGAGGAGGAGCGUGCGGCGGCGGCGGCAGCUGAACAGGCCAAGAACAGGGAGGUGUUGAGCCAGGGCCUGCAGGAGGACUUUCAGCUGCUGACAACAGACCUGCGGGAGGCCGGCGCUGACUCGCCAGACCAAGCCUGGACGUGCGUUAAGUGCACGCUGGUCAACUCCGGGGCAGAGAACGCCUGUCGUGCCUGCGGGGGCUCGCGGCUGAAGAGCAUCUGCUACGUGGAUGAUGCCACGUUGAAGCGCGGUGAGUGCUGGAGCUGCGUGGUGUGCACCCUCAAGAACCCAAUCUUUGCGCGCCGCUGCAAGGCUUGCAAGGCUCGCGUCGACGGCACUGGCGGCACCAGAGACAAGCUGAGUGCCGAGGCCAAGGCCAGGGACGCUACCCGGCCCAAGUCUGAGCAUCUGACUGGCCCUGGCUGGAGUCUGCCAGCUCAGAAGUCCCCCAGCUUGCAGCGCAUGAGUCUGGAGGCGGCCAGUGAAGGGCUGACGACCCCUGGCCAGGACAAUCAAAACAGUGGGGCUGAGGCAGCAGCAUCAGGAGCAGCGCCGGCAGUACCUUCCCGGGUCAGCAGUAAUGGGGCCAUACCCAAGACACGGCCCACCUCACCUCCAGCCAGUCAGGACUCUGGGGGGGCCAGGGCUGCCUCUCCUGUCACCCCUAACUCCCCGCCGCCCCGCCCUGCCCCGCCCCGCCAAGCACCAUCAUCCUGGAGCUGCGGCGCCUGCACCUUCAGCAACAGUACCUCGGCCGUGUCCUGCUCCAUGUGUGGCUCCUCUCCCACCCUCGGGGAGGUGGAUGGGGCCUGGCCGGGGCCGGGAGCCACUCACCGGGGCCAGUCUGAGCUGAUGGAUGUCCUGCGAGAGAUGGAGGUGCAGGACGCACUGCACCGAUGGACGCGCAUCGUACACUACUGCAAACAGAACCAGCAUCCCUUUGUGGACGACUCCUUCCCUCCGGUGCCUCGGUCGCUGUUCUUCAACGCGACUGACAAAAAUGAGUCUCGCGUCACCCAGUGGCUGCGGCCGCACGAGAUCGUCACAGACUCCUCUGACAACAGGAACGUGAAGUGGGCAGUCUUUCGCACGCCCCUGCCCUCAGACAUAUCACAGGGAGUGCUGGGGAACUGCUGGCUGCUGAGUGCCUUGGCGGUGCUGGCCGAGCGUGACGACCUGGUGAAGAAGAUCAUGGUGACGCGAGACUUCUGUCCUGAAGGAGUGUACCAGGUGCGGCUGUGCAAGGCAGGUCGAUGGGUGACGGUCAUCGUGGACGACCUGCUCCCCUGUGACCGCCACUGCCGCCUGGUGUACUCACAGGCUAAGAGACGCCAGCUUUGGGUGCCACUGAUAGAGAAGGCUGUGGCCAAGGUGCACGGCUGCUAUGAAGCGCUGGUGUCUGGCCGGGCUAUAGAGGGCUUGGCCACCCUCACUGGUGCACCCUGCGAGAGUUUGCCACUCCAGGCAUCGUCAUCACCACAUGAGGAUGACAUCGACGAGGACUUGAUUUGGGCGCAGCUGCUCAGUUCGAGGGCGGCCGGCUUCCUCAUGGGGGCGUCCUGCGGCGGUGGCAACAUGAAGGUCGUGGAUGAGGAGUACAAGAGUCAGGGGCUGCGGCCGAGACACGCAUACUCUGUGCUCGACGUUCAGGAUAUUAACAGCCUGCGACUCCUGCGCCUGCGUAACCCCUGGGGCCACUACUCCUGGAAGGGGGAGUGGUGCGACGAGUCAACCCUCUGGACCACAGAGCUGCGGGAGAAACUCUUGCCACAGGGGGGGAGUGACGGCGUGUUCUGGAUAUCAUUUAUGGACGUGUUGAAGUACUUUGACUGUAUAGACAUCUGCAAGGUGCACAGUCACUGGUCUGAGGUGCGGGUGACUGGCUCGCUGCCCACCCUGGCUGACCGGCGCGCCCUCACACCCACACUCAUAACCGUGCUGGAGCCGACCGAGGUGGAAUUCACACUCUUCCAGGAGGGGCACAGAAAUUCGGAGAACUCACAGCGCUCGCCCCUGGACCUGUGCGUCGUGUUGUUCCGCACCACCGCCACUGCCACGCCCACCGUCGGAGCGCUGGUCAAGCACUCCAAGCGGCAGGUCAGGGGCUUUGUUGGGUGCCACGCCAUGCUUGAGCCAGGUGCCUACAUUGCUGUCUGCCUUGCCUUCAACCACUGGCACACAGGUCUGGAUGUGUCUGACGGCUAUCCUGGCUACGUGUUGGCCAUCCACAGCAGCAAACGGGUAGCCGUGGAGCAGAUCACAGCCCUGCCUUCCCUCCUGGCUGACUCCCUUGUCAACCUGUGCCUGGCCAAGGGGCAGAGGCAUGAGGGUCGCCAGGGCAUGACUGUGUAUUAUCUUACCAAGGGCUGGGCGGGUCUGGUGGUGAUGGUGGAGAACAGGCACCCUGACAAGUGUAUCCAGGUAAUGUGUGACUGCCGGGAGAGCUACAACGUUGUGUCCACUCGCGCCCAGCUUAAGACCGUCGACUCAGUGCCCCCCCUGCACCGACAAGUGAUCAUUGUGCUGACACAACUGGAAAGCAGCGGCGGCUUCAGCAUUGCUCACCGCCUCACCCACCGGCCCUCACACUCGGCUGGUCUGCAUGACUGGGGGCCGCCGGGCACCAACCACGACCCAGCCAUUGAUGGGCUAACCCACGGCCUACACUCGCCUAGACCUAUAUAAGGGUCUACAUAGGCAACACUGAGCUUAUAUAGGCAGUCUGUGAUCAUUGGUCAUCUUUUGAAAUGCACACCCAGACUUGUUAGUAUCAAGGCCACACCAAGCCUGUACUGGCACCUGGUGAUUCCUUCUCUCUUAACAGUGAUCUCCAUAUUCUCCAACAUCUGGGUGUCUUAGUACAUCUAUUUGAGAAGGUUCUCUUGGAAGUGGUAGGGAUGUUCAGGGGUGGUGUCAUGACCCCAGUGGCAGUUUUAUAAGAUUUCCACUCCAUGAGCAGGAAACACUCAUGACAGCUCAACCAAUCUUCUCUGUAGCCUCCGAAAAUAGUUGCGCCAAGAGCCUGAAGUGUUGGGAGUG